Molecule: messenger RNA, 1908 nt
Organism: Aspergillus nidulans FGSC A4
Lineage: Eukaryota; Fungi; Ascomycota; Eurotiomycetes; Eurotiales; Aspergillaceae
Exons: 1
Coding region: 1-1908 (635 amino acids)
Source: RefSeq, a predicted model, not a curated record
AUGUCAGCCACGAGGAGUCUUCCCCUCCCUGAGGGCUGGACGGAUCCAGACGCCUACGUCGAAGCUUUGCUGUCAUUUGCUACCUCAUCCGACCUAUUUAGGCACCUCUGCGGGGGCGUACAUAUGCUGGAUUUUCUUACGCGCGAGCCUGACCUCUAUACUACACUUCUACCCGAAGAUUGGAGACAGUUCUUUGAGCACCACAAUAUUGCGGACAUCAUCGACCUGCUCCUGCGGGACGAUAUCCAACCGAUGCUAGCGGCCUACAAGCAGGGGGAUCUUGCAGGGCAGGAGUGGAGAGGAGUUGCGGUUCUCCCUCCGCUGUCUCUGAUAGAGUUCAUUCAGCAAAUCCGUCGACUUACGUUGCGCAGGGAGUUCACGCCGCACGGCUCUGGGAAGGCGACCAUACCGCCGCGGAUUGCGGUCGGAAUGAAAGUCAAGAAAUAUCACGAGGUUGCUCAUUUCUCGAAAUAUGUCAACUCACUAUGUGAUACCGUGCAUCGGGAGCGGGGCGAGGAGAUUACGCACAUUGUGGAUUUUGGAUCUGGGCAGAAUUAUCUUGGGCGGACAUUGGCCAGUCCUCCGUAUAACAGGAACAUCGUUGCGAUUGAACGGAGGCACCAGUUUAUCAAUGGGGCCAACAGGAUGGACGUCUAUGCGAAGCUAGCUGAGAAGAAGAAGGUGCGCUUAUACAAUAAGAAGCUGGAUAAAUGCAAGACCUGCGAAGAUCCAGACAUGCCAGUGGAAAAGCUAGACUCGCAACCGGAGCGGACGAGCGACGACGUGGACGAACAAGACACUGGGAACGACGAUGAGGGCGUUGCGGAGAUUAGCAUAUUCCGCGACAUCAGCGUGACCUCCGACGAGCUCGGCACCUUUCCUAAAGCCGGCGGGACUGUUCAGAAGCCAGUAACGAAUACAAAUACAGACGCUCCACGAGGCGCGAUGAACUAUAUUGAGCAUGAAAUCAAGGACGGUUACCUGGAGCCGAUCAUCAAAGAUGUUGUCGCCCCGAGCAGCCAGAAAUCAGCGGAACCCACCGACGACGUAGAGAAUACUGAGCAGGCCUCAGAUGUGAACGUCAUGGUGGUGUCGCUGCAUUCAUGUGGAAAUCUUGUUCACCAUGGUGUUCGCGCGUUGGUUCUGAAUCCGUCGGUCAAGGCAAUUGCCAUGAUUGGGUGUUGCUAUAACCUGAUGACCGAGCGGCUCGGCCCUGCUACGUACAAGCUCCCUGUUUUGCGGACCAUGCAUCCUCGUUUGUCGAAAGACGCUACCGCAUACGACCCUCACGGCUUCCCAAUGUCAAGACGCUUGGAAGAAUUUAAGCACGAUGGUGGGACCGGUGUGAAGCUGAACAUCACCGCCAGAUCAAUGGCCGUCCAAGCUCCGUACAACUGGGGCACCGCCGACGCAGAAGAUUUCUUCACCCGUCAUUACUACCGUACACUGCUCCAGCGAGUACUAGUGGACCGGGGAGUAGUGCCAAAACCAUCCGUACCCAAAGAUCUUUAUAGUACCGAACCCGAGAAGCUGGAGGACGUGGGGAACCCUCUUAUUGUUGGAUCCUUGCGCAAGGCAGCCUUCACCUCGUUUCAAGCAUAUGUCCGUGCGGCCGUUGUGAAGCUGAGCCGUGAUCCGGUCUACGGCCAGAAGAUCAAAGAAAAUAUGGUCACAAUUACCGAUGAAGAGCUGGACCGCUACGCCACCGAAUAUUGGCCUACGAAGAAACGGCUCAGCGUGACUUGGACAUUAAUGUCGUUCUGCGCUGCAGUUGCCGAAGCUAUUAUUGCUGUCGACCGAUGGCAAUUCCUCCGUGAACAGGAUUGCGUCAAAGAAUGCUGGGUUGAGCCUGUUUUUGAUUAUGGCCAGAGCCCUAGGAAUUUGGCUGUUAUCGGGAUCAAGAAAUGA